ACGUGUCAAGAUGAAAAGAGCACAGAAACUGCUUGGCGCAGACGGAACAAACUCAUGUUGGGGUAUUUCCACUGGUGUCAGACAAUCUUCCAGUACCUCAUCCAAGGGCCAUUGCGUCAGCUUCAAUAUGUCAGCACUCUUGCCUCGGGAUCAGAAGAUUGUGGGUUCAAGACGCAUGUCAGACUUUGAGUACCGGGAGAGUGCUGCAUUUUCAGAGGUAUCGUCCGUCAGAGAAAUAUUCCUGCUGGUAACCAUCUGGCUCCCACUGCACCAUUCGACACCUCAAAAACUGUUUAUUGGAAUCUCAACAGACUCAAAACACUUUCCACACUGUUGCAGCAUCACAUCCACAAAUGCUACAAUCUGAGAGACCUCCGCACCCUCUGACGUGUUAUGAGAUAGUCCAUAUGGGCCACACUGAGUUCUAUUUGUGGUCUGGAUUGAUCUUUAUCGCGUGUGGAAAACAAAAUGCUGCAUCAUCCGUUUGCUUCUUUGGAGAGUUUGUUGUCUGAAAAGGGACAUUGCCACUUGCUCAAAUGCUUACACGCUGGAAAUACCCGAGACUCAAACUGGGCUACAGUUCCUUGUGUUCCGGCAUCCAACCAGUUCGGUGGUCAAGCCUGAGCCUAUACUCUUCCUAGGUCCGUACUUCCCAGCACGGUUCUUCCAUGCUUGCUGGGAGACAGAAAUUCGAGACAUAUGGCAUGACUUGCCAUAAUGCAAUUUAAGUGCCUAAAUCCCCACCACUAUGGAGAUUAUUCCGCACCAUGUAUUCUACAGAGCAAAUUUAUUGAUGUGGGCCAGACACCCUUAGUUUUGUGGAUAUUGUCCCUUGUGGUGCUCAGAAAUAACUGUCGUGCAAUAUCACGUACGAACAGGAUUGCACUGAAUGUACAAAUAAAUGAAACAGUUAAAUUGCAUUCUCCCAAGUCAAAAACAUACAGAAAGAAAUUCGCAAAGGGUUUUGAACAGUUCAGAAUAGUACUGUACUAGUCCGGUGUUUUGGGAUGUCCACACGUGAAAGGCGCUAUACAAAUGUAAUUUGUUGUUUGUUGUUGUACUUAGCCCACACAAACACAUUUACCACCUGGAUUGCAGAGUGAAAUGACCUGUUAUUUUGGGCAGUGAGUCAGCACUGAGGCUCCAUCACAAUAUGGGAGUGCAGUGCAUCAGUGUGGGUGUGGGUGGUGAGAAAAGGAUUGGGUUUAUCUGAAACACAAAGUUGACGACUGCCUUCACUGUGCACAUUGGUACCAGUUAUAAUCCUGGUCAGCUCAGUUAGAGGCACUGGCUUUGGAAUGAGGCGGGUCCAUUCAGUCCUUCGCUGUUUCAAAGCUGAUAAAAUGACUACCAUGUCUCUUAUUUCUGUAAAUUUCUCUCUGGGGACUUACAAAUAAUUAUAAUGCAAUAUUAAUAUACUGU
Molecule: messenger RNA, 1422 nt
Organism: Callorhinchus milii (elephant shark)
Lineage: Eukaryota; Metazoa; Chordata; Chondrichthyes; Chimaeriformes; Callorhinchidae
Exons: 3
Coding region: 11-367 (118 amino acids)
Source: RefSeq, a predicted model, not a curated record